UGUGUGUGUGACGCCAGUGCGACCCUCGAGUCCCCGCGCGAUUCUCUACACGGGGGUUGGCUGGCUGUAGUGAGGCGCGGGGAGGAUGCGAACAGGGAUUUAGUUUCUCUAGCUUUUCCAGUCUGCAGCAGAUUAUUCCCUCUCACCAACACCCAGCAACGGAUUUAGCGUCCCAAAACAAGAUUUGAGACCCAACUUCUCCACACGGAAUAGGAUGCAGAAUUCCUUGUUUCUUGUGGGAAUGCUAUCUAGCAGAGCUGGUUAUCGAUGAACUCUGUUCCAUAAAUACUAUAAGAAAAAAACACAGUGUUUAAGUGAAGGAGCUCAAAGAGCACUUUUUGAUAUGGCAGCAACAGAGGCCAACACAGAACCAGUCCAAGUGGAUGCUGGGGAGACCAAAGCUGAGGAGGAGCCUUCAAAUGCAGAGUCAUCCCCAGUUCCAACUGAGGAAACGCAGCCUACCACAGAGGCACCACAGACCACAGAGCCAUCAGCAGAUAACAAAGUCAAGCCAGCCUCAGAGAAAAUCUGGGACUCUUUUCUGAACAAAAGUGGGCUUGGAAAAGUAAUGGGAGGGAAGAAGAAAAAAGAGCAUAGUACAGUAGCUGAAGAGGUUCUUGCAGAAGACCCAGAUAAGGUCUCAGCCACGAAUAAGAAUGAUCAAGGGGAAGAAGCAGAUCCUAAAGACCAGUCAACUAGUCAGCCAGCAAGUGAAGCAGCAACGGAUGGCCAAGUUAUUGAAAAAGUACCAGACAAUGAGGAGGCUGUCCACGAGCAGAAGGCACCCAGUGCCAAGCCAAAGCAGGGAGAAAAGUCCAGUGUACGUGAUUUCAUUCGCAAGCCUGUUGCCAAGAUUUUCUCCCACAAAAGCACAGAGAAAAAAGAAGGCUCAGGAGAACUAUCAAAACAUGCAAAGGUUCGGUCGAAAUCUCUUGACAGACUGGAUGAUGCUGAUGCCAGCACAGCUGUGGUGGAUCAAAACGAGGACCCACAAUCACCUGAUGAGGCAGAUAAGUCAACUUCCCAAACUACAAAACCAAUGAAACGCUGGCAUUCCUUUAAGAAGCUUAUGGCACAGAAGAGUCACAAGAAAAGCACUGAUGAAACCAAGGAUGCAGAAGGAGCAGAGGGUGGUAGUGCAGAUGCAGCAGGGGACACUGGGACACUGGACUCAACUACAAAGUCAGAGCACACUGGGCAAAAAAGGUGGAAAUUGAAGAGGUCAUGGACUUUUCAAGGUCUAAAGAGAGAUCCAUCAAUUGUUGGAAUCCACAAACCAAAGGACAAAGACUCUUCAGAUAAUCUCAAAGAUGAGAAUACUCCAGAGGCAGAUCAGGGGACCACACAAAUUUCUGAAGAUUCAAAGAUAUCAGGUGAUGGAGAUACUCAAGAGAAGACCCAGGCAGAUGGAGAGGAGGAGAAAGAAGCAGCUGCAGCAGCAAGUGCAACAACAAAUACAAAAAUUGUAGACCAGCAUGCAAAUGAUAUCUGGACGUCAUUUAAAAAGCGAGUAAUUCCCAAGUCAAAGAAAGCAGCAGAUGCUGGUGGAGAAGAGGAAGAACCAACAGGUGAACAAGAACAGACUGAAGAACCACAGGCGGGUAAAGACUCAGGCAAGACUGCCAAGUCCAAAAGGACACAUUUCAACCGCGCUGUCUCACUAAAGAAUUUCAUACUGCGUAAGGGGAAGAGUACUAGCAUGGAUACGGGGGAUGGCUCAGCAGUACAGAAAGAGAAUAAAGGGGAAACUAAAGAUGCGGAUGGCUCUGCAGACACAGCUGGGGCAACUGACCUCCCACAGGGUGGAUCAGAGGACCAGGCUGCCACACCAAGUGAGAGCAACAACGGAGCUCAGGUGGUAGAUGAGCACAAAAGUUCUGAUGGAGAGGAUAAGUCCCUCCCAAGCAUACCAUCUGGUGAGCAGUCAGACACGCCUCACUUAUCAUCAGAGGGAGGAGACCAGACAGAGCCAAAUGUGGAACCCAAGACCAAUGGUGAGAACGGAUAUUCAGGUGCUGCAGCAGAAGACACCACAGCACAUAAUAAUGAGCCUCCUGUCCAGGUCGAUGUUGUAAAGGAAGAAGAGACAAACCAGGAGGACACCAACUCUAGUGACAAAACCUGUGCAAAGGAUGGGAAGAUUCUGAAUCAAGAUGGGAACUGUGGUACUGAAAACACAGUUGCUGAAAGCGAAAAAAUGGCGGGAAACGUGUGAGGCCAAACAAAGAGGAUUAGAUCUCCAUGGGAGUCGUUCAGCGUGGAGCUUUGCCCCCCUCCCCCUCCCCAAAAAAAGAAGUAAUCACACGUUUGUCACGAUUCACCAUGGUGAGAAAUGCAAUCCAUAUAGCUAAAAAAAACUUGAAAAGCAAUAAUUCAGUCAUCAAUCAGCACAUUCCAUUACUGUCAAUGUUUUGCUUGUCUUCUAGUGAGAUUUUAUAUUAUCAAAAAUGACAUUCCUUUGAAUUGUUAAUCUCAACGAUCACAUAUUAUGUGAUCAUAAAGACUGUUAGUUUUAUAUUAAUUGCCAUUCUGUCUGUUUGUAGCUUUCCUUUCACUAGGAAUAUCAAUGUGAUAUACAUUUCAGAUAACUCCAGACUGCCCCCAAUGUGGAUUCAAUAUGGAAUGUGCUCUAAUCUCUGUGCUUGUUUUUAGACUGUUAUGUUGUGUACAUGAAUAAACCACCAUAAAACCA
Pangasianodon hypophthalmus (striped catfish) is the source of this 2692-nucleotide messenger RNA. Its product is annotated as A-kinase anchor protein 12. The record is from RefSeq and is a predicted model, not a curated record. Lineage: Eukaryota; Metazoa; Chordata; Actinopteri; Siluriformes; Pangasiidae. Bases 344 to 2215 code for a protein of 623 amino acids. The transcript is spliced from 3 exons.